Coturnix japonica (Japanese quail) is the source of this 13472-nucleotide messenger RNA. The record is from RefSeq and is a predicted model, not a curated record. Lineage: Eukaryota; Metazoa; Chordata; Aves; Galliformes; Phasianidae.
GUUGUAAAGCUGCUCUCGAUGUUUUUGCUCGGUUUGCCGACCAAUGAAGGGCCGGCUUUCAAACGUCGGGUUUGCACGGCUGAAAAGUAGCUGAAGCUGGGUAUAAUUGGGGCUUCCAUAAGUACACGGAGCUCUCCGGUGUAAUGAAAGUGGCUACUGUGUCACAUCGAGUGUAAAAAUGUGUGUGAAACUGUGCUGGGAAUAGAUGGUGCUGGUACUGAAUGAAUUGCCCGUCAUUGCACCGCAACCACAAACAUCCCAGGCACAUCUGGUACCGGGAGCGCUGCACACCCCACGACUGACUGAAAUAGCACAGUGCUGUUAAAUACUGUGGACCAGAACAGCAACUCCACAGCCUUUUGUGUGUGUUGUAUCUUGGCUGAAUGCAUGGCUGGCAUGUUCUUGAAGCACACUGAAAGCCCAUCUCUUAAUGGUGAAUACAUGCAGAUGAUUAUCAGAAUUGUGUAGAAUUUGCCUUUUACCUGAGAACUUCCAGAACUGCUCAUCAUGGAGAAGCAGCAGAUUGUGUUGGCCAGCCGGGAUGGUGGGACAGUGUCUGGUGCAGCACCUGCCUUUUUUGUUAUCUUGAAACAACAGCAGGGAAACGGCAAAGCUGAUCAAGGAAUCCUAGUGGCCAACCAUGACGCUUGUGCUCUGGCCAGUAGCGUAUUAAUGCCAGUAAAACCCAAAAUCAAGACCUGCCUCCCAGCUGACUGUGUCUCAGGGGGCAUCACCGUCACCCUAGACAACAACAGUAUGUGGAAUGAGUUCUACCAUCGCAACACAGAGAUGAUUCUGACCAAGCAGGGGAGGCGCAUGUUCCCAUACUGCCGAUACUGGAUUACAGGUCUGGAUGCCAGCCAGAAGUACAUCCUGGUCAUGGACAUCUCCCCCGUGGACAAUCACCGAUACAAAUGGAACGGCCGCUGGUGGGAGCCCAGUGGGAAGGCAGAGCCCCAUGUUCUCGGACGAGUGUUCAUUCAUCCGGAGUCACCUUCCACUGGGCAGUACUGGAUGCACCAGCCGGUAUCUUUCUACAAACUCAAGCUUACCAACAAUACCCUGGACCAGGAGGGUCAUAUCAUCUUACAUUCUAUGCACCGCUAUCUGCCACGGCUUCACUUGGUUCCUGCAGACAAAGCCACAGAAGUCAUUCAGCUCAAUGGCCCAGAUGUCCAUACGUUUACCUUUCCACAGACAGAGUUCUUUGCAGUUACAGCCUACCAGAAUAUUCAGAUUACCCAGCUGAAAAUAGAUUACAAUCCUUUUGCUAAGGGAUUCAGAGAUGAUGGCUUGAAUAGUCGACCUCAGCGCGAUGUGAAACAAAACAAUAACUUUGAACUGGAAGAAAGUAAUGUUUUUAGCUCUGCCAGCAUUCGUAGUUGCCCUGCUGAAGUUGACACGUUAGAAUUACAUCAGAGAAUAGAUUCUUCAUUCAUUGGGCAGAACUCAUCAGAUGUGAAUCCAGAGAAAGAAUCCUUUAAUACGGAACAAGACUUUGUAGGUUUCCUGGACACUGGGCUGCCUUCCGCUGAUAUGCCAAAGCUGAAACAAGAAGUCACUGAGAGCCCCAAUGCUAGCAGUUAUGAGAGCAGCUCCCAAGUGGAAUCGCCAUUGGACCCCAAUGGACAGUUCAAUGUAGUCGUUAAAGAGGAACCUGCCGAUGAUUAUGACUAUGAGGCAAAUAUUUGCACAGAAGGAGUAAGCGUGAAGCAGGAAGAUACAGAUGAAGAAACCGAUGAGUAUUCUAACACUGAUGAUGAUGAUGAUGGUCCUGUCCUACAAAAAUGCCUGAGGAGAUACAGUGAAGCAGAUAGAAAUGAUGGAGACUUCAAGCCUAGGAAGCGUGUACUAUCCAGUCCUUCAGGUGUUGCCAAGGCAAAAAUGUUAAAGUUGGACAGUGGGAAGAUGCCUGUGGUCUAUUUGGAACCUUGUGCGGUUACAAAGAGUACGGUGAAGAUAUCUGAGCUACCACAGACCAUGCUGUCCUCUUGCAAGAAAGACAAAUCCUCUUUGAAUGCAGUACUGGAUUCUUUGCCUGUCUGCUUUGAAAAUCACAAAGGUUCUUACUCAGACACAGCCUCUAUUACUGAGGAGAUAGCUAUGAAAAAAAUGCCUCCUGGAAAUAAACUGGCACAGAAAUAUUCCUCAAUUAAAGAGGCCCAAUGGAUUCUAUCUAAAUCGCCUAAUUUUAAUCUUAGGAGCUCCGUUAGUCAGGUUUCAGACAAAGAGAUUUGUGGAAGAAGAAAAACUGGAGUACUGAAGAAUUCUGCGUCCCUGAAAGGCUCUGGUAGCAGUCAGAACUCGCUAUCAUCAGGUACCACUAAAAGAGGAAGGCCGCGGAAACUGAAAAUGAAGGCUGGUCGGCCACCUAAAGGUCUAGGGAAACCUGUAAUAACAAGCAAGAACAGCCCUGUGGGGCCUGGGAGUAUCCUUCCAGAUGUUAAGCCAGACCUUGAAGAUGUUGAUGGCGUCCUUUUUGUGUCCUUUGCAUCAAAGGAAGCUCUUGACAUUCACACUGUUGAUAGAGCUGGAGGAGAAGAAUCACAGAAUCUUCAGGCUCCCUUGUUGACUACAAAUGAUCCAGAUUGUCAGGCGAGAAUACAGGUUCUGGAAAAGGAGUUGAUGGAAGAGCUGAAAACAUUAAGGCAUAAGCAAGUAAUACAUCCUAGUCUGCAGGAAGUGGGAUUGAAGUUAAAUUCUGUGGAUCCAACAAUGAGCAUUGACUUGAAAUACUUGGGUGUGCAGCUUCCCCUUUCCUACUCAAAUUAUUCUUUGUGGAGCUAUCCAGGAACAAACCCCAAUUCUCCAGAUACUGGAUUUCCUUUUGUUUCAAGAACAGGAAAGACAAAUGAUUUCAGGAAGAUCAAAGGCUGGCGGGGGAAGCUUCAUGGUGCUUCUAGAAAUGAAGGUGGAGGUUCAGAAGGUUCCUUGAAGAAUCGCUCAGCAUUCUGCAGUGACAAGCUGGAUGAGUACCUGGAAAAUGAAGGGAAGCUGAUGGAAACGAGUAUGGGAUUCUCUUCUAGCACGCCCACUUCCCCUGUGGUCUAUCAGCUUCCCACCAAGAGCACUAGCUACGUGCGAACACUAGACAGUGUUUUGAAGAAACAAUCUACCGUAAUUCCAUCCACAUCUCACACCUUCAAGCCUGCUUCUCUGUCAUCUACCUCUAGGAAGACAAGGACUCAAAACAGACAAACAUCUUCAAACAGCAGAGGGAGAUCAUCCUACAAGCCUAUACUGCCUUCACCUUUUCCUGCCAAGCAGAAACAGAACCUUUCAGCAUCAGUGGAAAAGGCUGCUAAGUCUCUCUCAAGUAGCAGUUCGAGUAACCAAGCAGAUGGUCUCCUGAUACCAAAUCUGGAUGAAAGCGUACUGCCAAAACAAAUAAGUUUGCGCCAUGUGCCACAACAGCAACAAGCAUCUCGUCCGCCAGGUUUGUCUAAAUCUCAAGUGAAGCUAAUGGACUUGGAAGACUGUGCUCUCUGGGAUGGCAAACCACGAACCUACAUUACAGAAGAACGAGCAGAUAUCUCUCUGGCUACCCUGCUUACGGCUCAGGCUUCUCUCAAAACCAAACCUAUCCAUAAAAUGAUACGACGACGAGCACCUCCUUGCAAUAAUGAUUUCUGUCGACUUGGUUGUAUAUGUGCCAGUCUAGCACUGGAAAAACGUCAGCCUACCCACUGCCGCAGACCAGACUGUAUGUUUGGGUGUACUUGCCUGAAGAGAAAAGUACUGGUGGUGAAGGGGGGGUCAAAACACAAGAAAAUACUAAAAAAGGCUGUGCGAGGAAAUCUUGUGUUGUAUGGAUCACAAGAAGAACAGCAAGAAGAUGAAGAUGUAGAAGAAGAGGGUGUUGGAGAAGAAGAUGAGAUGAAGCAGAAAGACAAGAGGAAAAGAAAAAAGGUGGAAUACACUAUCUGUGACGCAGAGCCAGAAAAGCCUCUUAGGAAUUGUCCAUUGUGGGUAAAAGUAGAAGGUGAAAUAGAUCCAGAACCUAUUUACAUUCCAACACCAUCUGUUAUUGAACCAGUUAAAUCUACAGUCCUGCCUAACCCAGAAGUUGUGCUUCCUAGCAAGCAUCGAUCUUCCAGUGGAGUGAAAACAGGCAGAGUGUAUACUCCUAAACCCAACCCCGUGAUUCGAGAAGAGGACAAGGAUCCUGUCUACCUGUAUUUUGAAAGUAUGAUGACUUGUGCACGGGUUCGAGUAUACGAGCCUGGGAAGGAGGAAAAAAAGCAGCAGAAGGAUCAAAAGGAUUCACAGAGUUCUUUUGUAAAGAUGUAUGAACAAGGACUUCCAGCUUCGAAGAAGGAAACUUCUAAGAAAGAAUUACCUAAAAAAGAGUCUUCUAAGAAAGAAUCUUGUAAGAAGGAAACCAGUGAGAUAAACAAAGACCCUGAAAAAUGUGGAGAGAAAAGUUCGUGGUCUUCCCAUAGUGAGGGGGACUCUUCCUCCGCCUCCUGUGUUCAUCCCACCACUCCAUGUGCACCAUCCAAACUUAUCGAGAUUAUGUCUGACUGCAACUGGAAUGAAGAUUGCGAUAAGAUCUUGACCAUCUUAUCAAAGCACAUCAACAGUAACAUGCCACAGAGCCUCAAAGUUGGUAGCCUCAUUAUUGAAUUGGAUUCGGAACACAAAGCUCAGGAUGCAGACAACCCUCCUGUGAACUCCUCCAGAGUGAAAAUUUCAGUGCCAUCCAACCAGGACAGUGAUGAGAAGCCUGAGUCACCAGACUUGGAGACUCCCGAUAGUGGAGUGCCAUCAUGUGAUAAAGCAGAAAAUGUAAAGUCCUUUCAGGCUUACACAUUGGACAAGCUACGGGAGAAGUUGCAUGGGGGCAAAGGCUUGCCUUUUUAUGCAGGAAUUUCUCCUGCAGGAAAGCUGGUUGUCAACAAACGCAAAGCUAAUAUGAGCCACUCAGGCUUGAUUCAGGUUAAUGAUAAAAGGUAUCCUCAGGCCAAACUGCUUUUGGGACAGAUGGGGGCAUUACAUCCCGCCAGUCGGCUAGCUGCUUAUGCCACAGGCAGGCUGCGACCCACAGUACUUGAUAAGUCAACCCUCAGUACUGUGAUCUCCAAGGUAGCAUCCAAUGCUUCUGGGACACCAUCAGUCCAGGUGCCCACAACAUCAGCUCCCAAAACUACAUCUUCCACCAGCACUACUUCAGACCCCAGUGUGAAGACUCUGAAUGCUCUUUUCCCACCACUGAGACAGAUAGGUGGCUGCAUUUCAUUGAUGGUUGAAGCAAUCGUUGCAUAUAUACUUAAGUUGGGCUUGCGCAGUGAUCUCUGUGCUGUUGUACUAUGUAUCUGGGUCCUGUUCUUCACCUCUGUUCGACACUGCCCUGGCGGUGUGUUCACAAAGUUUGUGAUGAACAAAGUUGGAGCUCUGCAGCAGAAGAUUCCUUCAGUGAGCACAUGCCAGCCUGUGUCAGGGCCACAGAAGUUCAGUGUCAAUACUACACCAAUCAUGGUUGUCACUCCUGUGGUUCCCUCAAGUCUGGCUCCAGCUCAGUGCACUGUCUCUCCUGGGGUCACUACAGCCACCACCACUUUUCCUGUUACUGUAGAAAGUACCAGUGUGGCACCAUCUACUGUGUCUGCUCCUAGCCAAGCAAGAGCUAAUGAAACUGUAUCCUCUCCUCCUGCAAUUACAGUCACAGGUGCUUCUGCAACACCUGGAAUCAACACUUGCACCACUUCCUCAGCUGCCACUCCUACUGCCACUGUGAACAUAACAAAAGCAACUGUGAUUGCUGCUCCAGUACCAACUCUGUCACUCCCUACUGUAGUAACAGCACCAACAAUUACUUGUCCUGUUGUCACGACAUCCCCUUCUACAGUUGUACUAACAACUGCAGUGGCUACAUCUGUGGUAACCACACCAGCUUCCUCUGUCAGCUCCGUUCCAAUUAUAUUAUCAGGAGUGAAGUCAGCUCCUUCAAUAGCUCCAAAAAGAGAAGAUGCUACUCCACAAACACAAGCUCUAAAUAAGACGCCUCCAAAGAUAACUCCUGGAACAGAGAAACGUGUAGGACCGCGACUGUUGUUGAUUCCAGUGCCUCAGACAUCCCCUGCUUUGCGACCGUUAAACAAUGUGCAGGUUCCUCAGAAACAGAGGAUGAUUCUUCAGCCCCUCAGGAGCCCUGGUGGGGUGAACCUGUUCAGGCAUCCUAAUGGACAGAUAAUUCAGCUUGUCCCACUGCAGCAUUUUCGAGCUCCAGGUGCCCAGCCCAGUGCCCAGCCUAACAUGCAGCAGCCGGUGAUGUUCCGCAAUCCAGGAUCUAUUGUAGGAAUUCGGUUGCCUACACCUUCCAAGCCUCCUGAGCCACCUGUUUCUCUUGCUUCCUCUGCGUCUUCCUCUUCUCCUGUCAAAAAUUCAACUGCACAAACUGCAGGACCCAAGUCAUCCUCUACGACCACUCCAGCUACUCAUGCAUCUUCUGCUCCUCCUCCAGUAACAAGUUACGUGUCACAAGCAGGCACUCUGACUCUAAAGAUCUCAACUCCUGCUGCUAGUAAUGUGACAAAUCUAACCACCGCUGAAUCAAAAAUAACUGGCAACUCAGGUGUUCUACCAGCUUCAAAUGCUAAUGUCGUACCUUUACAAUCUGGUAGUUUUGCUUUACUUCAGCUCCCAGGACAGAAGACUGUACCAAACUCCAUUCUUCACCAUUUUGCAUCUCUUCAGAUGAAGAAGGACUCCAAGAAAGUAAGCCAGAAAGAUGACUCGGGUGCUGCUCAGCAAACAGAAACAGGGAAGGAUUUGCACUCAGAGGAGACUGCAGUUGCAGAGACUGAGGUCACGGUGUCAGUUGGCAAACAAGAAGAAACGGAGGUGUCAGUAAACCAGUCAAAUAAUGUUGAAGAGUCAGUGUCUGGGACAGUCACACCCGUUAAAAGUUCCACUGCUUUAGAGGCAUUUGAGAAGGAUACAAAGGUGCUUGAGGGUUCUGGUGGUGAUGGCCCCUGUCUUCAGAAUGAUGUUUCCACGGAUGUUAUAUCAUGUGACCAUUCAUACAUCAGCGAAAAGCCGAGUGAUGAGGAAAAUGAAGCAAUCACAGAGGUGAAAGAGAAUUGUGUCUCUUCUGAAAAUGUAGGGGCUGUUUCAACUGUCUCUGAAACAGUUUGUGAAUCAUUAGAUCAUUCUCUAGUUGCUCCUGUGAAUGAUGCACAUGCUCAGAGUCUUAAGGAUCAAGAGACUGCACGGUUGAAGAACCAUGAAAAAGAACAAAUACAUACUGAAAGGGAAGAUAAACCAGUUAAAGAGCAGGAAGGUGAAGUGCAGACACAUAUGAAAGAGAGUAACAAAGAAAGUUCUGGGCAGUCCCAGAGACAGCAAGAGCAAGAUACGCAGCUGGAGAACAAAGACAGACAGACAGGAGCUGAAGUGUCUCAGAACAAAAAAGAAUUCCAGGAUGGUCUUGUGCAGCCAGAAGUGGAAAAAAGGGAGUGCAGGGACUCUGCAGAAGCGGAAAGCUUGAGAGAGAAAAAACCAAACAAGUCUGAAAUAAGUUCUGCAGAAGAGCAACAUAAUGCUUUGGGAGAUAAGCAGGUGGUAAGUACUGAGGAAGGCAAAACCAACAUAGCCACGCAGGAAGGCAUUAAAAACGAAGAAGAAGGUGCUGUUGAUUCUCAGGAGGAAAUCAAAACAGUUGAAGAUACUGUAAUACAUGCUAACAGUUCUUGGAGCAAAAUAUCCAGCAUUGCUCCUGUUUCAGAAAACAGAAGUGAAGCAGAUAAGAAAGCUGACAGAUCUGAGAGAGGAGACUUCAUGAUACCUGAGCAGAAGGCACAGGAACCCAAGCAUCACAAAAAGAGUUCUACGCCCACUACUGAUACAACUGGUUAUAUGGAAGAGGAAGAAGAAGAUGAUGAUGAUGAUGAAGAUGAAAAAACUGAUGAUUCUGCUGAUGAGAUACUGGAUGGCGCUUUUGAUUUCUCAAGUGAAGAGGAAAUAGAUGUUGAAAAAGUGUUCCAGGAUGCGUGUGAAUACAGUGAGGAUGACGAGCAGGUGGACAUUGAGACCGUGGAGGAGCUUUCAGAGAAGAUUAACAUUGCCCGUCUGAAGGCCACAGCUGCUAAUAUCCGACCUUCCAAAGAGAAAUACCAUGCUCGUAAUGCUUCGGAUGAAAAAUUAUCAGAAAAUCCUAUGAAGUGGAAUCGUCGAAUCUGGAGCAGAAGGCCGAAGUCCCAGGUAGAUAUUUUUGCAUACUACCGCCAGACACACACAGCAAAUGAGCGCCGACGACGUAAUGAAAUGAGAGAUCUCUUUGAAAAACUGAAGAGAGCUCUGGGGUUGCAGAGUCUUCCCAAAGUGUCUAAAUGCUACAUUCUCAAGCAAGCCUUCGAUGAAAUCCAGGGAUUGACUGAUCAUGCAGAUAAGCUUACUGGACUGAAGAACUUAUUGGCACGCAAACAGGAUACUUUGAUUCGGAAAGUUUCCAUACUUUCAGGGAAGACAGAAGAGGUUGUCCUAAAGAAGCUAGAAUAUAUGUAUGCCAAACAAAAAGCUGGAGAAGCACAAAAAAAGAAGAAGAGUGUUCAGCCAGCAGAAUCUGAUACUGUUGUAACCUCACCUGCUAGCACGCGUCAAGAAGCAUCUUCUUCUGCUCUACCCAGAGAUCCGAGCAAAGUGCCUAUGACAAAUAGGAGAGGCAAGCCAUUGAUACUUGCCAGAAAAGGAAGCCAUGCCACAGAGAACACCUCAUCCUCUCUGACACUAACUGCUGCAAGCCUAGUGAUGACUCCCCAGGGGCAGGUGCUCACGCUGAAGAGCCCACUGGUACCUGGGCAGGUAGCAGCUGUGCCCUCCACGCUCCUGCAGGCUGAAUUAAAGCCUCAAGCUGCCAGCAAUACCAUGACAGCACAGCCAGGUAUUGCUUCUGUGAUGAUUCAGCUGCCAGGAUCAGCGGUUCCUGUCCAAGUAAAAGGAAUCCUUACUAACUCUGCCAUUCCCAUUACACUAUCAACUGUUGCUGGAAACCCAGUGCCCUCAGCAGUAGUACCAGCCCCAGAGUCCCAUUCAGAAAGUGAAGAUUCGUUCAUGAUGCCAAAGAUUGUUAAUGUAACAUCAUUGGCUGCUGAAGAAAACCUGAGUCUAAACCCAAACCGAAACAAAAGUUGUAACGUGCCAGCUGCAAGUACUCAGGCUUCUGAGAAAUCUUUGGUAACGCCUCUGGAAAGUAGGAAGAGUGACAGCAUCCUCUUAGAAGAAAAGACCAAAGCGUGUCCUGGAGGCAGUGACAGUGAGGGAAGGAGUGCCACAGGGUCCGUGAAAGAUUUCUUUGAAAAUAAGGAUGGUUUUCCACAGCUCCAGAGUGUAUCGUGUGCAAAGGAACCUCCAGAGCCUUUUGGCAAAAAGCUCUGCGUUGGUGAGCUGGUAGGAAGCCAAACCAGGAAGAAGGAUGGUGAUCACGGAGGAGAAAGAUUGAAAAUGAAAGAACUGCCAUUUCGUAAGCUGCAGAUCAAAGAUUCGAGGAUAGAAAUGGAACUGAGGAAAGUAGCUUCCGCAAUGGAGGAAGCAGAGAUGGAUGCAGGUGAGUUAUUGAGCAGCAUUGAGGAGAGUGAUGACACUGAUGAGACCCUCACUUCACUGCUCAAUGAGAUUGCUUUUCUCAAUCAGCAACUGAAUGAUGACGCUUCAGGUAUGUCAGAGCUGCCCAGCGCUCUGAGCUCAGAUUUCUCCCAUGGAGACGCAGAAGUUCGCCAGGGAACAGCCAGAGAUCUGACCACUGCAGAUGGUUCUUCCUUCCAGUUCGGCCAUCUGGGAGGCGCUUUUAAAGACCUUUCUGAGGUUCCAGAGGCUGGUGGCUCUUUAAGCCCUCUCUUGCUGCACCUGGAAGACGAUGACCUUACUGAGGGGGACAAGAACUCUGCGGAGCCUUCAUCUGAAGCAGAUGUUCUGAAAAUAGUAAUAGGUGCUGAAAUGAAGGAUGCGCUUCCCAACCUGUCCGUAACCAGUGGUGGGAAUGGCAAAACUGUAACAAACUUGGCAGAGAGCACUGGUGUGACUCCACCCAUUUUACAGAUGAAAACUAAUCCCGAGGCCAGUAAUGCUGACGCUUUGUGGAGGCCCAUGCCCAAGCUGGCGCCACUUGGCCUAAAAGCGGCAAGUCUGCCAGUGGACUCAGAAGGGCAGAGUGCUAAAGUGAUGCCCUUGCUGGCACCUAUAGUUGCAAAACUGGCACCCGCUGGGGUAAAAACUUCAUCUGUAACCGCUCAAGAAGGACAGGAUAACAAAGUAAUGCCUGCAUUAGCUCCUGUGCGUACAAAAUUUAGUAAUUCUGGGACCCUACCUUCAAAUUCAGUUGGCAAAUAAGUGUGCGUAUAUUUUGUCAGAGAGUGGAAUGGAGAUCUGGAGCAGUGUGAACCAAUGGCUGCAUUUGGCAACAUCCCUUGUCUGCAUCACUUUGUUUUCUGUAUGGCAUCAGCACUAUUCAUCUGAGGGCAGGCCCCGUACUGAGAAAUAAGUGCUAUGAAACUAAAGCAUGCUGAUGUAUUUUUACCUCAUUGUUGUAUUCUGGGAGUUCUCAUUCCCCUUCACAAAAUAUGGAAGAUGAUCUGUAAACCAUUGCUGGGCAUGUGGUAUCCUUCCAAAAUAGGAUCUUCAAGGAAAUAGUUUAUAAGAGGACUGAGAAAUGUAGGCUGUUGACAGAUUUUUUUUUUUCCCUAGUAGACAGGCAGCUGUUUGUUGUUGAGUUAAAAAUCAGGUGUAUUUGGUUUUGUACCAGGCAAACUAUCUAUGCAGAAAUGGAAUUGUUCACAUUUAUUGUAUCCAGUGUUUUGCAGAAUACAAUGCAUGUGAAGAAAUGAGAUUGCUAUUACUCUCAGAUUUGUUACCUAGAGCAGAGGAAGGGAAACUGCAGAUUGUGUGGAGGGCUGAAGUGAAGCGUUUCAGUUCCUUGGUGCUAGUGCUCUGGCAGAGACUCCUUUUAGUAGCUUAUGCACAGAACUCCUAGUACAUGGGAAAGAUAUUUCCCACUGUGAUUAGAACUAGAACAGUAGGUAAGCUCUUAAAAAAAAAAAAAAAGAAGAAGAAGAAAAAUUGGGAACCCACAGUUUGACCUCAUGCCCCUGUCCAAGUAACUCUGCGUUGGAUGGUUGGGCAUUUGCAAGUGAAGAUUUCAGAGAGUAGAGAAGAAUUUGGGUACCUCUUGGCUCCAUCUCUGAAUACAGCGCUGAAGUAGCUGGAGCAUUUUCCCAGUUCUCUUCUUCGUUCGUCCUGCCAUUCUUCAAGAUGCGUUUGGUGGCCAGAUGUGUUAAUAGGAAGUGUUUCUUUGUGAAAUACAGAACACUUUUGGGGCUGUUGGAGCCCAAAAUAAAGGAGUGAGGUGUAUAUGUGAAUGUAUAUAUGAAAAUAUGUGUAUAGCUUUUCAAACCUUACAUUUCUUCAUGAAUUCAGGAAAGGUACUCAGAGGUUUCUCACUGCGUUUGCACAAGAUGUGUAUAGGAAAAAAGAAAAAAAAAGCCAACAAAAAUGCUCAUUACCAGGGAAAUAGGGCAGUAUUGAAUCACAAGAUGUAUUUUUUAUUCUUCUCUGCCACUGCUUACUCAAUAACUUGUAGGUGCUCUUCACCGUCCCUCUGUUGGAGGUGAAGGGCCUGCAGACUGUAAAGAUAUUUAUAUUUUUGUACGCAGUUUUUGUUUUCAUAGUUUUCUUGAAAAAUGAAAUUUUCAGCCUAGGAGAGAUGAUUUGUUAAUGAGUGCAUACACAGUCUUUUCCUAUCAGGUUUGUAAUCGGGAGUUAUGGUGCGCUUGAGGGGCUUCUGAACUGCUCCUGGAAGGCAGAAAGCAUGGCUGUGAUAACAAUCCAGUUUGGAAAAUAGGUGGUGCAUUUUGCUUUACGUUUAGGAAUGUAAUCCCCUGAACUCGCUGUUCCGGCGGCAGCAGCUGGGAUUUCUCCCCCCUCAUCCCAGGUUCCCAGUCUUUUGUGUGGCACUGCAGGAGGGAUCUCAUCUUCCCGCACUGAGGUUGUGUGGUGCUGAGUGAUGAUGUUCUUCCACAGUUAGAGAGCAGCGUUUGCUCUGCGUGCUGUGCAACCGUUUGGGGUAAGCCGCAACUUCUGGAGCUGUGUCUGCUUGGGCCCCCUAGGGGAUGUGUGUAUCUUGGGUGUUUCCUGGUCUUUUUUUUAAUCAUUUUUCUAUUAUGCUGUGAAGGAGAGGAGCCCUUAGAGCGAGGUAUGCAAGCAAGUUACUUCAGAGCCUGUGUGAGUAAGGUGUCUUCACCUUGCCACUCUAAGUGGUGAUGUGUUAUAAGGCAGUUGCAUGUAUCUCAUUGCCAUCUGCUUAUUUACUAUUUAAAUGGUUGAUAACAGCGUUAUAUUAAUUCUUUAGAAGAGAGAAUAUAUGACAGCCUGAGAGCCACAAGGAGUCUGACAGCUGUAAAAUUCCUUCUCUAAGGGGAUUUAUGUGUGAAUACACAUACUCUGCUCACUGCUAAGGGUUUUAAACCUCGUUUUAAGUCAGUGGAAGUCUGGAGUAACUUUGUGAGUUCGGUAGCGUUACACCAGACAUAAAAUGAUUUACCUGGGCAUCUGGUUCUGAGCAUUUCUAAUAGGCUCCAGAUGUUUUUUUAAUAACCUGUGGCAGUUCACUUUGCCAAGUGCUUUUAUGCCCCCCUGUGCAUGAAACGGCAACCAGAACUGCGGUGAUUCCUUUCAAAUCUGCAGUCGCUGACUUCUGAUGUGUAACUACGGGAUUGUGUUGUCUGAGUGCUUUUAAAAAGCUUUGUGCUUUGCACGCUUCUUUCUGUAAGACAAAGGAAGCGGCAGCUUUGAAGCCACGCAAGGGUUAUCUGAAAUCAGUGUUCUGCUUUGGCAGAUGUUUUGUUCAGUAUCAAGGUGACGGGAAAUGCUUGGAAAAAAUGUGGGUUGCUGAGCAUAGUACGUCAGGUAGGAGCACAGCCCAGAUUUAGCUGCAGAAGGUGGUUGGUGCAGCACCGGGCAACAAAGCGUGUUUGAAAUGCUCUCUGUUCUUGCUUUUCCUUGUCCCACCAUCUCCUGACCGUGGUGAAUAUUACGCUAUGAAUUUAAAUGCUGCUCCCCCUCAUACCCCACCCUGGUUUUUGGAUUUUUUUUCUUCCUCAAAUUCCCAUUUGUUUGGCACAAAGCUUUUAAAAUGCUGUAUGCUGUCUGUAGAGGCAAUAAUGCAAGAAUGUGACAUGACAUGGGAAGGUUUUAGAGUCAGGAGAAGGAAAGCCCUGCAAGGUGCACAUCCUCACUAGACCAAGAGACCUGGAGAUUUUGUUUUUUACACACCUGUAAAUAGACUGGAAUGUUUUUAAGAAUAUAAUGAAAUGUCAGAUUUAGCUUUUUUUCCUUUUAUAUAUUAAAAUAUAUCUUUCCCUCUUUUCUGCUUUUGAAAAAUUGAUAUUUUUGUAGAAAACUAACAGUGCAGGACUAUGGAAUAACUGUAUGUGAGGGACAAAAUGUAAAACUAAAAUAAACCAAUCAAGCUGAACUAGAAA